AAAAGAAGGAAAAAAAAAGAUGGGGUCGAUGAGCCACGACCUCCCACUUCCUCGUCGGAAAAACAGACCAAAAAACGUGCAUGUUUGCGUAAGAAGUGCUGCCGUGGUCACGUGACUGAACUCUCCGCACUCGCAGCGACACUCUCCAGUUCCUCUCCCCACCGGCUCGACGCCUCUCUCCAUGGAGCUCACCGGCCGCUGCUCGCCGUCACCGACGGCCCGCCGAGCCGCCGCCGUCGCGGUGCUGCUGUCGGCGGCGGCUCUGUCCGCUGUGUCCGCGGCAGGAGCGUCGUUCCGCCGCCAGCAGCCGUGCUACGUGCGCGCACCGAGGGGACGCGACUUCGGCCUGAGGACCGCUCCUCGUCCCCAUGAGUACCUGAACAUCUCUGAAUUGCCCAAGUCGUGGGACUGGAGGAACAUCGAUGGCGUGAACUACGCCAGCACGACCCGCAACCAGCACAUCCCCCAGUACUGUGGCUCCUGCUGGGCCCAUGGCAGCACCAGUGCCAUGGCAGAUCGCAUCAACAUUCAACGGAAGGGAGCGUGGCCGUCUGCCUACCUCUCUGUGCAGCACGUGAUCGACUGCGGCAAUGCUGGCACUUGCCACGGAGGGGAUCACACCGGGGUCUGGGAGUACGCUAACAAGCACGGGAUCCCACACGAGACCUGCAAUAACUACCAGGCUAAAGACCAGAAUUGCAAGCCAUUCAACCAGUGUGGAACCUGCACCACCUUCGGAGUGUGCAACAUUGUGAAGAACUUCACCCUGUGGAGAGUGGGAGACUUCGGAGCUGUCAGUGGGAGGGAGAAGAUGAUGGCUGAGAUCUACGCUAAAGGACCCAUCAGCUGUGGGAUCAUGGCCACAGAGAAGCUGGACGCGUACACUGGAGGUCUCUACUCUGAAUACCAUGAAGAGGCUUACAUCAACCACAUUGUGUCGGUGGCAGGAUGGGGAGUGGAGGACGACGUUGAAUACUGGAUUGUGCGCAACUCCUGGGGAGAUCCGUGGGGCGAGAGUGGCUGGCUCAGGAUCGUGACCAGUGCCUACAAGGGAGGAAGCGGUAGCUCGUACAACCUGGCGGUGGAGGAAGACUGUAUGUACGGAGACCCAAUAGUCCCGAAGGACGACCUCUAGAGGAGACCGGCGCCCAGUGUCAGAGGUCGUCACUGCACAAGCUCAUAAGGUCUUCCUGUCUCAGGCAGAGGGGAACACUUUAUAUAUGAAAGCUUGAAAAGGGAAAUUAGGAUUUCUACACUUGUAAUUAGGGUGUCAGAUUUCAGUGGCAGGAGACCUGCUCGAAUCAAUAUCAAUUAGUUUUUAAUCGCAGACGAGGUGUGAAGGCUUUUAUAACAGUUUUGAAACUUUAAAUUUAGGGAGGAGCUACAACUCAUAUCUGUGCUCAUCAGCCAUUAUUAAAAUCAAUAAAUUCAGUUUACAUUAUCUAAAGGACAUGAACACAGCAGGUUUUCAGUUUUUACUUGAAUGCAAACGGACUCAGCCAAAGAACAACUGGUGUUUGUGCUGCACUGCUCCGACACUGAAUGUUGUCAGCGCCUGGUGUUACUGUACUUACCAGAUUGCACCACAACCCGAUGCAGGAUUUGAAAGAGUGCCUUUUUGAUUUCAAAUAAAGAUUUAUGUAAUUUUUUUCACGCUGAACAAUCUACACAUCAGAAAUUUUUAAAUGAGCUGAUAAGUUGUUUCAAACUAUGCCAAUAAACACUAAAAAGGAAUGCUCCACACAAAA
Scophthalmus maximus (turbot) is the source of this 1748-nucleotide messenger RNA. It is a transcript of the gene ctsz, whose product is annotated as cathepsin Z. The coding region runs from base 182 to 1135 and encodes 317 amino acids. NCBI's taxonomy places the organism in Eukaryota, Metazoa, Chordata, Actinopteri, Pleuronectiformes, Scophthalmidae. The transcript has 6 exons. Gene Ontology annotation, cellular component: lysosome. The record is from RefSeq and is a predicted model, not a curated record. Gene Ontology annotation, molecular function: cysteine-type endopeptidase activity.